AUGGCCAAUACAAUAAAAAUCAUGUCCUGGAACGCAAAUGGAUUGCUCAACCACCAACAAGAGCUGCAAGCAACCCUAGACAUAAAUAAAAUUGAUGUGUGUCUUAUUUCAGAGACACACUUCACUAAGCAAUCCUUUAUCAAAUUCAGAGGAUAUAAAGUCUAUCAAACAAUCCACCCCGGAAAUGCUGCCAGAGGUGGAAGGGCGAUAAUAGUUAAAGAUAAUAUCUACCACAAUGAAGAAGUUAAAAUUGAAGCGGAAGACAUCCAGGCGACGGUGCUGAAUAUUAAGGCCAAAAAAUACAAUAUAGUUGUGGUUAGCCUGUAUAGUCCAUCGAAGCAUAACAUCAAAGCUGAAAGGUAUUUUGAACUCUUCAAAAACAUAGGAAACAGAUUUAUCAUUGGCGGAGACUUCAAUGCAAAACAUACGCAUUGGGGAUCAAGGCUAAUAACUACUAAAGGCAGAGAAUUAUUAAAAGCAAUAAAUAAAUAUAAGUGUGAAGUUAUAUCAACGGGCAAACCCACAUACUGGCCUACAGAUGCAGACAAAAUUUCAGGUCUGAUAGAUUUCUAUAUCAGCAAAAAUAUAUCUAGUAACUAUAUGAAAAUAGAAGACAACCUGGAGCUUAGUUUGGACCACUCACCAAUUAUUCUAACAUUAAGUGAAAGCAUCAUUCAGAAACCGCGCAACCCUGUGAUGGUGAACAAGAAAACAGGCUGGGAGGGUUUCAGGAUGACAAUAGAAGAAAGGAUUCAGCUAACAGUGCCGCUACAAACAGAAGAGCAACUGGACUUCGAGGUGGAAAAAUUUGUCAAUGAUAUUCAGCAAUCAGCAUGGGAAAACACCCCUGAAAUCAAAAGAAAGCUUAAGGGUAACAAUUAUCCUAAGGAAAUUUUAAAAUUGAUCUCAGAAAAAAGAAAAGCGAGAAAAAAGUGGCAUCAGACCAGGGCACCGCAAGAUAAAGCUAGGCUGAAUAAACUCACUUCACAAAUAAAAGAAGAAAUCAAGCAGUUAAAGAACGACACCAUAAGUGAAUUUUUAAGGGGACUAACCAAUGAUUCUAGUACAGAAUACUCACUCUGGAAAGCUACCAAAAACUCAAAAGAUCAUGCAAACGCCUCCUAUCAAGAACAUGCACAGUAG
Molecule: messenger RNA, 1143 nt
Organism: Linepithema humile (Argentine ant)
Lineage: Eukaryota; Metazoa; Arthropoda; Insecta; Hymenoptera; Formicidae
Source: RefSeq, a predicted model, not a curated record